GGAAUAGCACAAGUGACUCUAGUGUUUGCCCAGAAGCGAUCCUGAUGCAUCCUUUUAUCUGUUUUAUGUUGGUCGUGAUGGCGACACAUUUCAGCGGAAUUGAGUCGUUCAAUCUCGGACGGAAUGUUUCCAUUUUGGUCAGCCGGGACGAUUCCCGGGAGUCGUCCAUCACCAGCAACGACGGGACUUUAAAAAAAGGAGACGUCAUUUUACAAGUGGAAGGACGGCAUUUAGUGAACCAAGAAGCCCACAAGAUAUUCGACGGGCCCAUGUUCAGACAAGUUGUGGAGCAAAACGGUUUCUCCAACGAAAUUCUGGGAUCUCAAAUCGCCAACUUUUUGGCGACGACUCAAAAGCCGCCCACCCAAUUAACCCAGAAAUUACACCCGACACCCACCGAAAACGACAACAGGAAAUCAACUGCUGAUGCUGGGCCGUUCGCUGGAAACCUUGAUGACAUUUCCUUCGAGGUCCGUGAUAUCAGCGUUCCGGUAAAUCCGGUUAUGCUAGCUGGAGGCCAGCAAGUAUCGACAAACAACGUCCACCAUUUCAAACAGUCGGACGAACGUGAGGACGACGACGACAAUUCAAACGAAGUCAGAUCGAGUAUCUCGGCCAGCAGCAACAGAGAUGGCAUCCAUUUGGACGCCACGGAUUUCCACAAACGCCCGCAAGGCGGAAUGCUGAUCCAGCCGGAAUCCGAGGAUUGGUUUCUCGUCAGGCAGUACAUGCACGACGAGCAAUUUCGAGGAGCUGGCAAAGAAUUGGCCAAAGAAUAUUUCUGGCAACCGGUUAAAGGCCCCAAGGGUUUAGAUUCCGAAUCAGAAGAAGACGAUUCAAACGAGUCCAGCUAAAUUAAUGAUGCGCCACACCUUCUUAAUUAUUAUUAUAAAUACGAACAGUGCCAUCGUGGUCAUUGCUCGACUCUCUCACCAUUCUCACUCCCGACCAAAGUCUAUACUACUCUGUAUAAUCUUAGACGCCCCUAUAAUUAUAUGAUUACGUACUGCAUGACGUCUAAAUUAAAAGAGUUCCGUUGUGUAAAUUACAGAUUUCCCUUUUUGACCGGUUGUACAUUUAUCACACAAAUACAGUCUUCAUGUCAUU
Molecule: messenger RNA, 1107 nt
Organism: Daphnia pulicaria
Lineage: Eukaryota; Metazoa; Arthropoda; Branchiopoda; Diplostraca; Daphniidae
Exons: 2
Coding region: 45-854 (269 amino acids)
Source: RefSeq, a predicted model, not a curated record